CGUGGUUAACGGUCGCGGGAAGCCGCGGAACGCGAACUUGCGGCCGAACUUGCGGAGACCUUCGCCUCGUACCGGGACUGGCCAGUGUCCACUGUCCUGACCGCCCCGCGGCCAGUCGCCGUCGCCGCGUCGGGAGCUUGGAGCGCCUCGGAGCCGCCACCCGGGUGCCGCCGCCGGCUCCGUAGCGCAGGCCUGCUGCAGCCUCGGCCCGGCGCGCCGGAUCGCACGUGGCGGACCCGCCCCCUGGGCCAGCCGCGACCUGGACGCCGCCGCCGCCGGCCUGUGCUCGCCUGUCCUCCGCUCUCCCGUGCUCCGCCGGGGCUGCAGCCGGGAAAUGAGCUUCCUGAGCCGACAGCAGCCGCCGCCCACCCGCCGCGCCGAGGCCGCCUGCAGCUUGCGGCAGAAGCUCAUCUUCGCCCCGGGCAGCGAUUGUGAGGAGGAGGAGGAGGAAGAGGAGGAGGAGGAAGGCAGCGGCCACAGCACCGGGGAGGACUCGGCCUUCCAGGAACCCGAUUCGCCGCUGCCGUCUGCUCGCAGCCCCGCCGAGGCCGAAGCCGAGCGCCGCCGCUCGCCCGGCGCGGAGCCCAGCAGCCCCGGAGAGCUGGAGGACGACCUGCUGCGGGGCGGCGGCGGCGGCGGCGCGGAAGCGGCGGGCGGCGGCGGCGAGGGCGACUCUUGGGAGGAGGAGGGUUUCGGCUCGUCGUCGCCCGUCAAGUCACCGGCCACCGCCUACUUUCUGGGCCCGUCGUUUUCGCCGGUGCACUGCGGCGGCCCGGGCGAUGCGUCCCCGCGGGGUUGCGGGGCGCCGCGGGCCAUGGAGGGCCCCUGCUCGCCGCAGCCCGACUAUCCAAGCACCCCGCCGCACAAGACUUUCCGCAAGCUGCGGCUGUUUGACACGCCGCACACGCCCAAGAGUUUGCUUUCCAAAGCUCGAGUAAUUGAUUCCAGCUCUGUUAAACUCCGGGGUGGUUCUCUAUUCAUGGACACAGAAAAAUCAGGAAAAAGAGAAUUGGACACACGGCAAACUCCUCAUGUGAAUAUUAAUCCUUUUACUCCGGAUCCUGUAUUGCUUCAUUCCUCGGGACGGUGUCGUGGGAGAAAGAGAGCAUAUUUUAAUGAUUCCUCUGAAGACAUGGAUGCCAGUGAUUAUGAGUUUGAAGAUGAAACAAGACCUGCUAAAAGAAUUACAAUUACUGAAAGCAAUAUGAAGUCACGGUAUGAAACUGAAUUUCACGAGCUGGAAAAAAUUGGUUCUGGAGAAUUUGGUUCUGUGUUUAAGUGUGUGAAGAGGCUAGAUGGAUGCAUUUAUGCCAUUAAGCGAUCAAAAAAGCCAUUGGCUGGCUCUGUUGAUGAGCAGAAUGCUUUGAGAGAAGUAUAUGCUCAUGCUGUGCUUGGACAGCAUUCCCAUGUGGUUCGCUAUUUUUCUGCAUGGGCAGAAGAUGACCAUAUGCUUAUACAGAAUGAAUAUUGUAAUGGUGGGAGUUUAGCUGAUGCCAUAAAUGAGAACUACAGAAUCAUGAGCUACUUUACUGAAGGGGAGCUGAAGGAUCUGCUUUUGCAAGUCGGCCGGGGCUUGAGAUACAUACACUCAAUGUCUUUGGUUCACAUGGAUAUAAAACCUAGUAAUAUUUUCAUAUCUCGAACCUCAAUCCCGAAUGCUGUCUCUGAGGAAGGAGAUGAAGAUGACUGGAUAUCCAACAAAGUUAUGUUUAAAAUAGGUGAUCUUGGGCAUGUGACAAGAAUCUCUAGUCCACAAGUUGAAGAAGGUGAUAGUCGUUUCCUAGCAAAUGAAGUUUUACAAGAGAACUAUAGUCAUCUACCAAAAGCAGAUAUUUUUGCCCUUGCUCUCACAGUCGUAUGUGCUGCUGGUGCUGAACCCCUUCCCAGAAAUGGAGACCAGUGGCAUGAAAUCAGGCAGGGUCGAUUACCUCGGAUUCCACAAGUGCUUUCCCAGGAGUUGACAGAGUUGCUAAAAGUUAUGAUUCAUCCUGAUCCGGAAAGAAGGCCUUCGGCAAUGGUGCUGGUGAAACAUUCAGUCUUGCUGUCUGCAUCUAGAAAGAGCGCAGAGCAGUUACGAAUCGAAUUGAAUGCUGAAAAAUUCAAAAAUUCUCUUUUGCAGAAAGAACUCAAGAAAGCCCAAAUGGCAGCCAAAGUUGCAGCUGAGGAACGGGCACUCUUCACGGAUCGGAUGGCCACUAGGUCCACCACCCAGAGUAAUAGAACUUCUCGACUUAUUGGAAAGAAAAUGAACCGCUCUGUCAGCCUAACUAUAUACUGAACUGCUCGCAUUCCCCAUUGCCCCCCCCCCCCCCCCAAAAAAAAAAAACUGUGACAAGAGGAAGCUAGGUUGAAAAUCACUGCUAGAAUCCGCUUUGCAUUUACUUGUCCGUUGGGAUCAGUAGUUUUCCUGAAAUGCCUUGUAGGACUUAAGUGAAUUACAGUUGAGAGCUACAUUCUGACUUGGCUAUGUCAGGCUUGUGUCUCAUUUUCCCGUCUGUUUCAUGUAGGAUGUCAGUCACUGUUGGAUGUUCCACAGCCUUUGCAGGGUUAACCACUGUGGGGGUGUGCUGCUUAUCAUUCACUGUUGCAGUGUAAUGAAAGGUAUCUUUCCUUGUUACAACCCUUAGGAAGGACUCAAGGGCUUUACUAGGAACAUCCUCUCCCUUCAGAAAGGGAGACGCUCAGAGACUAGUACUACUCAGCCUCCGAUGUACCUGUGUCAGUCCAUGUCUCUUUUUUCUAUUGUGAAUUGUACUUGUAUAUCCGACUGGGAGCACUUUAGGCAUCGUGUGCACCAUGGAAUGGUCAUUCUGUGGGCCUUGCCUUGUGAAUUUGCUGCUAUUUUAGUUUCCUCUUGCUGUAAAACUAGCAUUAAACAAUCAUUGUUGUUAAUAGGCUUUCUUUCAAAACAAUUAUGUGAACUAUGUAGCUGCUCGUCAUGAAAAGCAGCUUUGCCUUUUUUCCUUUGGACUUUGAAGCUAGUGCAUUGAAAAAGUGCACCUAUCCCCUCCUUGUUUGAAUGCUGUAUUAAUGUAGUAUAAUUAUUACUGGUUUUGUAAUUUUUUCUUAUAAUGUCCUUCUCUGACUUUAAAACAUGUUUCCUUCCUCCUGUCAAGUCUUGUACUUGGUUGUAAGGUUAGCCUAUUUUUAAAUGUUUCUCCUGGUUUCUCUUCAAUAUUUGUAUAUAUAAACCGAUCUUGGUAAUACUGUACAUAGCUGUUUGAAAUGCCAGAAUGACUUCUGACUAUUCCAAGUUUUACACAAAAUACAUUUUACCUGUGAUUAGCCAUUCGACUAACAAGGUGUGGCUCAUAGAUGUUGCCCUCCAAAAGGAAAAAAAUAUGUCUCAUUUGUUUUCCUAUUAACUUUUGGUCUGAAAAACAUUUGCACUUGUCUGUUUGACUUGUGUUAUAUUAACAUUGGUGUAUUAAAAGUCGCUCUGUGCUUACCUUAA
Messenger RNA from Onychomys torridus (southern grasshopper mouse), 3454 nucleotides. It is a transcript of the gene Wee1, whose product is annotated as WEE1 G2 checkpoint kinase. Gene Ontology annotation, molecular function: ATP binding; non-membrane spanning protein tyrosine kinase activity; magnesium ion binding. Gene Ontology annotation, cellular component: nucleus. Gene Ontology annotation, biological process: mitotic cell cycle; protein phosphorylation. NCBI's taxonomy places the organism in Eukaryota, Metazoa, Chordata, Mammalia, Rodentia, Cricetidae. The transcript is spliced from 11 exons. The record is from RefSeq and is a predicted model, not a curated record. Bases 335 to 2278 code for a protein of 647 amino acids.